This is a messenger RNA of Salvelinus namaycush (lake trout), 789 nucleotides long. Its product is annotated as homeobox protein SIX6-like. Gene Ontology annotation, molecular function: DNA-binding transcription factor activity, RNA polymerase II-specific; RNA polymerase II cis-regulatory region sequence-specific DNA binding. The record is from RefSeq and is a predicted model, not a curated record. The transcript is spliced from 3 exons. Lineage: Eukaryota; Metazoa; Chordata; Actinopteri; Salmoniformes; Salmonidae. The coding region runs from base 4 to 789 and encodes 261 amino acids. Gene Ontology annotation, cellular component: nucleus; transcription regulator complex. Gene Ontology annotation, biological process: regulation of transcription by RNA polymerase II; eye development.
AAUAUGUUCCCUCUGCCUAUGUUCACCCCGGAGCAAGUGGCUCGGGUGUGCGAGAACCUCGAGGAGACCGGCGACAUCGAGCGCCUUGGGCGGUUCUUAUGGUCCCUGCCUGCCGCUGUCCCUGGCUCCGCGGGGGAGGCGCUCAACCGCCACGAGUCAGUGAUGCGCGCCAGGGCGCUGGUUGCCUUCCACGGAGGAAACUUCGAGGCGCUUUACCAGAUCCUCCAGAGCCACCGCUUUACGCGCGAGUCUCACGCCAAGCUCCAAGAUCUGUGGCUGGAUGCGCACUACCGCGAGGCGGAGCGGCUCCGGGGCCGUGCCCUGGGACCCGUGGAGAAGUACCGCAUCCGCAAGAAGUUCCCCCUGCCUCGCACCAUCUGGGACGGCGAACAGAAGACGCACUGCUUUAAGGAGAGAACUCGCAGCCUGCUCAGAGAGUGGUACCUCCAGGACCCGUACCCAAACCCAUCCAGGAAACGGCACCUGGCCCAGGCCACGGGACUCACGCCCACACAGGUCGGCAAUUGGUUCAAGAACCGACGCCAGAGAGACAGGGCUGCAUCGGCAAAGAACAUACUGCAGCAGGACCCCACCCACCUGCCUUCCGGAAGCUCCCCUGAGGGUCCUGCCCAGGAGCAUCACGCCCACCACCCCCGCCUGCUGGCCGCCUCCCCGCGUCACCCGGGCAGCCCAGAGGCCAGCGACUGCAGCACGAGCACCGACCGCCGGGGCACUGGCACCUCCACCCCAGACAACUCCGUUAGCAGCGACAGCGAGUUCGAAUCCUGA